ACUUCAGUAUUUACUGGUACACCGUGUGGCUCGUACUAGUUUUCACUUUUUCGGGUUUUACCUUCUUUUUACUAUCUGGAACGCAUUUCCAAACGGAUUUUAACAGGUGGAUCGUGUUUGUUGUACAAUUCUAAGCGGAUCAGAAACAGACUCGAAAACGGAUGUAAAACGAAUAAUAUCGAAAAACAUGUUCCUGCCGUUAAGCGCUUUCGAAUAAAUUAAUUCGACGACUGCCAGCAUUCAGGCUGCUAUCAUGCUGGAAGCACGUAAAAGGGCGGGUGAAGUCAACUUUAGAUGAAGUGCAUAUUUUCAGAGCACCUUUAUUGGGUGCUUCUUGUAAUCUUUAUUAGUAAUGUUAUUGGUGAAGAUGAUACUCCUAGAUUACCGACAACAAAUGCUAAAUUGCCCUUGAUGAGGAAACUUAACAUCCAUCGGAAACCAUUAAAAGAUGACCCGAAAAAAAAUGUUUUUUCACAACCACCUGAUGACAUAACAAGUACAACUAGUGUAAGUCUGGAACAGAACAUAAAUCCGCCCAACCGGACGGUGGACCAUUUCUCAAGAAAUACCGUUCCUGUCGUUGGACCUACAGAGGCGACUGGAAAACAAAAUGGCAGAACGAAAGGCGGAUCCCCAGGCCCGGGGUCGCUCCUUGUGUUCAAGACACUCACAACAAAAACAUUCGGCGAUGGCACUAUUGAUUUACCUCCAACCGGUUGGGCCCUAGCCUCCAUGAAGACCUCAAAAAACACAAUCGGGUCCAAUGUAGUGUUCAAACGGCCGACCACAACACCAUCUGUAAUUAUUAGCGACUAUUGGUCCAACAGACUAUCCAAAACCAGCACUCCUUCCAGUUUGAGUAAUGAAAGUGGUAUGCAGCAAGAUGCGACAGCUAUGAGCAGCGAAAAGAAUGAAACAUCACCUACUACAAUGCCACCCUCUACAAUGUCACCCACACCCUCAAUUCCUCUCAUACACAAUUUUACAGAUGUUGCAAUGAUUGACAUAUUAAACAAUACUAAACCCACUAUAGUUAAAGAUAAUACUUCAUUACCCACUGAUAAUUCAGAACCAAAUAUAGUACUAGAUAAAAUAAUAGGAAAUGUGUCUACUAUUGACAAUCUAGUGAAAAUAGUCAAGUCUGAUGUGAAAACCAUCGUCAAGCCUAAUAGAAAUAUUUCACUCGAGAGUGAACAAAGGAAAACCUCUACUGAAAAAACAUCCCUUGCCCCGCCUAAUGUAGACAAUGUCCCUUUUGAAGUAAAUGAAACAAAAUUAAUCGAUCAGAGCACUACUUCUAUGACGAGAGCGACAAAUGCAACUCAGCAACCGAUAUUAGAGAUGUCAACAGAGUCGAACCUUAUUGAAAACAAUACUACGACAAAAUUGGAUAAUGAUUCCAUUCCAGUUGUUAAUAACACAAUAGUUGCAAAAAUGCCCAAACCAGAGAUUUCAACUCUAUCCACAAAAAUAGAACAGACUGCUGAAACUUUUACAACGAUUGGUAACGAUAUCCCAGACAUAACACAGAAAGUAAAGAAAAGUAAUUUCACAGUAAAAGCUAAUACUCCACACAGAGAAAUAAAUCAGAAGCCGAAUGAAUUUUCGUCGACAUCUGCUGUGCCCUUAAUUGUAUCAACAGUUUCAGCCAAUGUAGUAAGUUCUACAACUCCAACACCACCAGUUUCUACUUUUAUAACGUCUACUUCUGAUGAGUUUAUUACAAUUGCCGAUGUGAAUAAUUCAAACACUGUGAAUACAACAAUGAAGUCAACCACCCCCCUCAUAAAGGAAGAAACUCUAGCUGAAAGCAUGCAGAAUGAAACUUCCACAAAACAUCCCAUAACAGAAAGAAUAGAUGUUGUUUUUGAUGAUGAUGAUGAUAAUAAUAAUGAUGGUGGUAAUGACGAUAUUGAAGAUGACAUGAAAGAAGAAACAACUGAAACACCAAUGACACAACUGAACACUAUAAAAAAUGUCACAUUACUUAAUUCGAUACUUGAAGAGUCUACCACUCAGUACGCAAUGACGUCUAAAGAAAGCAAAAACCCUGUUCAAAUGACUACACCAAUGACAACAGCUAUAAAGCCUGAUAUAAACUUAUCCAACAAUACCAUGACAAUGUUCUCUUCAAAUCACAGUUAUUCUAAUAAUAAAACAGGGCAAGAAGUAAAUGAAGUGACUCACAAAAGUACAACUGAAAAGGCAGAUAUCUUGGAAAAAGUAAAUGAAAUCAACCAAAAAAUAGUUACAGUAUUGAAUGAAAAAUCAACUACAGAAGUACCUACAAAUCAGAUCAAAUUGUCAACUACUACAAUUUUAAGCCAGGAAAGCACUACUACAGACAGCUUUAAAAAAAACACCACACCAGAAAUCAUUAUAACAAAUUUAACAAGCUUACAUUCUGAUGUUGAAAACAAAACAGCAAUCAUUUUAAAGGAAACUGCUGAUACUGAUGAAGAUGAUUCUUUUUUGUACAACACAACUUCUUUUGAAAAAAUACCAAAUGACAGUGACCUAGAAGAAGAUGAUGAUUCAGAAGACGUAGAGAAAGACACAGAACCAGGAUUAUUGUACACAACUUUGAAACCUACUGAAUCAAGUGUCGAAGAAAGUCAAACACCAUUGACCGUUACCAUUUUCUCAAAGGUAGAACCAAAAAAGAUUCCAAGCGUCGAUGAUGAAAAAGCGACUGAGAUGUAUGGAAUACCGAAGAACGUCGAAUUGGAAAUUCAAGCGAUGUAUGGAGAAAUGUGCAAUGCUAAAGAGGAACUCAAAGAUGCAAUUGCCAAACUUCUUAGAACUUAUGCAGAGAGGGUAGUAAGUACUGAGCAGGUGAAAAUUCUUGAUUUGGGACCAAGCGAAUGCUUGGAAGAAAACGGCCAAAUGGACAUUUCACCUGCUCGUGUCCAUUUAAUAUUGACCGAUAAAGAUGGGCAAUAUAGCAAAGUACUAACAGAAAUUGUUGUCACUCUUAUCCAAGAUGGCCAUUUUCAGUUUAAAUACCCCAUAAAUAAAGUUGAUACUUUGAUAACUCCAAUUGAGAUGGCAAAUGAAGGACAAUUAGGCGGUACAGUUAUUGCGGCUAUAGUUAUUUCAUCAAUCGCUGGAAUCAGCUUACUUGUUCUGACAAUCCUUUUGGUUAUUAUGAGAAAGAGGCAAAAAGGGUUCAAUUAUGGACAAAGGUGCACACCGGUUUCACUAGAUGAUUACAGCCUAGACAAUAUUUCUGUUUACAAUAGUGUGCGGAGGAAAGCGAUGAGAGCUUCAAAAAGAUCCUACGGAAAUCCUGCUUUUGAUGACCCUGUAGCCAUAUCAGUGCCGCUUAAUUUUGCCGGCUUGACUAAUGCUGUGAGCGACAAAGCUAAACUAGAAGAAGAAUUUUCUAAAGUUCCUAUGGUGACAGUUAAGCCCGAUGAGUUACCGAUGGGUGCAGAAGUGAAAAACAGAUAUGCUAAUGUUAUUCCACUCCCUGAAACAAGGGUUCAUAUUAACACUUCGACGACAAAUGAUAUUGUAGAGCAAUUUAUAAAUGCAAAUUAUGUGAAGGGAGCCAAAGGUGUGGAAAAGUUUUAUAUCGCAUGCCAGGCCCCAUUGCCAAACACGAUUGCAGACUUUUGGCAAUUAGUCUGGGAACAACAGUCAAAGAUAAUCAUCAUGUUAACAGACCUACAUGAAAAUGGAGUGGAAAAGUGUGCUGAUUACUUGCCACCGUCAGAAGUUCUUGAUUGUCACCGUGUUUUUGGAGAUCUACAGGUUACUUUGAAAAAAAGGGAAACAAGAGAAAAAUACAUAAUCUCCAACCUACAGUUAAAGAACCUAGAGACGAAUUCAUGGAGGGAAGUGACCCAUAUGUGGUACAUAAGUUGGCCAGCCAGAGGUAUACCUGAUGACAAAUCGUCCAUCAUUGCCUUCCUUAUAGAGGCGAGGUCGUACGCCAAACCAGGGCCUCCGGUUGUAGUACACUGUUCUCCAGGAACUAGUCGCACCGGCACAAUCAUCGCCAUUGACAUCGGGAUAAGGGACUUUGAAACAGAUCGAAUAGUAGAUAUUCCAAAAACCGUUUACAAUAUCCGCAAAGAGAGAGCUGGUGCUGUCCAGACCAACGAACAGUACAGGCUAAUUUAUGAGGUUUUACAUCUUUAUGCGACUAAAUUGACCGGCGGUGGACUUGAUUCAAUCUAACUUUAUUAUUAUAUCACAAAAAAAAAAAAUGGAUAUGUGAUCUGAUUGUGAAUAACACUGUAUAUUUUUAACACUUCUAAAUUAUUGAAGACAACCAUGCCGUAAUGUGCCUUUGUAAAUAAAAUCUGUUUUGUCUCUAUUGUUGAGAAAAUAGUUGAGAAAAUAUAAAAAAUUAUAUUCAAUUUGUUAAAUUUUUUUUGAAUUUUGGUUUAUAUUUGAUGACAAUACAGGACCAAAGACUUUUUCUUUUGUAAAUAUGUUUUAUUGUUAUGUAUAUUACCUCUUAAAUUCUUCCACGCCUUGCACUGUAAUAAUCUUUAAAAAUAAAAUACAUUUUUGUGCAAAUGAAGAAAGAUAAGGGACCAUUUGAACUGUGAUCUGUUGUAUUCUUGUUUUCAAGUUUAUUAUAGCACAUAUUAUGUAUUCACAUUGCUUAAGUUAUUCAUUAAAUUGUUAUUAGGGAAGUGUAACAAGCUCUCUUCAUUAUUGUCAAUUGGUGUACAUAAAUAAGUGUACGCUUCUGAAUAAUUUGACGUUAAUAUAAGAUUUUUAAGAGUAUUUAUGUUAUUCAGUGCUUAAUUUAUAAUUAUCAGUUUAUUAUAUUUUUGUACUGAUAUGUUGAACAUAGAAGUGUUUAGAAUAGUGACCCAAGAACAGACAUAUCACUCUUUUUAUUGCUUUAAUGAUUACAAGCGUAUUGAUUGUAUUUUGUUUGUAAAAUAAAUAAUUAGCAUUGAACGUUA
Molecule: messenger RNA, 4928 nt
Organism: Cimex lectularius (bed bug)
Lineage: Eukaryota; Metazoa; Arthropoda; Insecta; Hemiptera; Cimicidae
Product: flocculation protein FLO11
Exons: 15
Coding region: 295-4185 (1296 amino acids)
Biological process (GO): protein dephosphorylation
Molecular function (GO): protein tyrosine phosphatase activity
Source: RefSeq, a predicted model, not a curated record